Lindgomyces ingoldianus is the source of this 1779-nucleotide messenger RNA. RefSeq lists its product as uncharacterized. Bases 35 to 1576 code for a protein of 513 amino acids. Lineage: Eukaryota; Fungi; Ascomycota; Dothideomycetes; Pleosporales; Lindgomycetaceae. The record is from RefSeq and is a predicted model, not a curated record. The transcript has 2 exons. Gene Ontology annotation, cellular component: extrinsic component of mitochondrial inner membrane. Gene Ontology annotation, biological process: mitochondrial respiratory chain complex IV assembly.
CCGGUGACCUCCCUCCAAGGUUCCUUAAUCCAAAAUGAGGUCUCCUUAUACCUGCAAUCGGUGCCUAACCGUCCUACGCACUUCGAGACCCCAAUUGCGCCCGCUUCCCUUUCGCUCCAGCCCACAAAGCCUCCCGUCACAGCGGCCUCAUUCCACCAAAACCCCCCCCGCGACUCCAAAGCUCGCCCUCCCCCGCCGAAAUGUCUCUUCCUCUGCGAUACAGAAAUUCGAGAAGCCAUUUGAACCGUAUGAAUAUAUCGAUCCCGAGGGUAUUACCCGCAAACUCGUACUUAACGAAGACAACCUAUUCCACUCAUUUACACAUUCACCCAUCCCCGAGAUACGCAAACGAGCAGCCUUCAUGCGGCAACAUGCAUACUGUCCGCACCCCUCGCACAAGCCGACACGCACGCCGCACAGUCCUGUCGAUCUUGAAUCACGCAAGUCGUCUGAGACCGGUACGCCGCCUGCACACGUGAAUUUCGAAUGUCCCGACUGCGGGGUUCCUGUAUAUUGCUGUGAAGAACACUGGGCGGACGACUACGAAGCGCAUUUAGAAGUCUGCGAUAUCAUGAAGGAGGUCAACGAAGACGACCACGAUCUCCGCAGCGGGCGGUUUUUCAAGGAGUUCCUGUUCGCUGAGCCGCAGAUGGAGGAGAUUCUGGUGAACAUGACGAGCUGGGAUUCGUAUCUGUAUACGCGGGAUUACGAUGCGUUGAAUGAGGAUCGCGAGAUGCGGCAGGCGACAGCGCUGUUGACGUAUCCGAUGACGAUUGCGAGUGUGAUACAUGAAUUGAGUCCGUAUAGCAUCCGGAGAGAGAAACGGUUAACGCCGGAAGGGCUGAAGAGCUUCAGCGCACUCCGCCACUCCCUCCACCCCCCCCGAACCGGCGGCGGCGAUACGUGGAACAACCCACGCCUCGCCCCACCCUCCGUCCGCAUCUUCAUCCUCGGCGCGCGCGCCGAAUCCUCUCUUCCGCGAGAGACUUGGAUGCAAAUGGCCUACCUGUUCCACCGGGUACAAUUCUCCCUACACUUCAUCGGUCCCGAAGCCAUGGUCGGCCGCGAAAAUGAACUUCCUUUACCCGACCGCACACCGCUAAACCCCUUCGGUGCCGUAGUGGAAGACCGCAUCAGCAACGCCAUGAAAAUCAGCACAUAUGUAGAAUACUACCACACUUUGCACAAAACGGGGUAUUUCUACCCCUACGACCCAUAUUUUGACUGCUUCGUCCUAUUUCACCCUGGUUUCGGAAACCCGGUGAGCAUGCAUGAAUGGGCGGAAACACUGCCGCUGCUGCUCGAAACGAAAUGCCCGAUUAUUGCAACGGGAUACUCGCCAUGGGAUAUGAAGCAAGAUGUUGAUUAUCUGGAGAAGAGGUUUGGAAAUGAGAUGGAUAUGCUGCUGAAGCCAGAUGAGAAUCUGUUUAGGAGUUUGAGGUGGGAUUUGAAUGACUAUGAUCCCCAUGAUAUUACGUGUAGUAAUUGGGGAGUCUAUGCGUUUAGGGGAAAGAGAUAUGAGACGACGAAGAAGGAGGAUGUGAGGGAAGAAGAGGGCAGUGAGAGGACGGAGUGAGCAGCUGGAUGAGUGGAGAUGAGCGUGUACUACAUAUAUGUAUCAUAUUGUGUACAUCUACGAUUGCGGAACAUGCCACUUCAUGAGGGCUUGCGUAUUCGAAAGAAUUGACCUACUCUAGUGAUGUGUCAGAGGGGCGAAAGGCUACUGGGUGGACAUAUGAAAGGUCAUAACAGGCAAAAGGAUCAUGCAGAGGGAGUCAU